CAUGGUACAAUGCUCUAUUCCCAUAGCAUUAGUAAAGAGAAGUGUUGUGGUGACUACUUCACGAUGAAGUAACAGCUGUUGGAAAUGCAAGCUGGGACUAAACCGUCCAGUGUUUGUGUAUCGGAGUUUUUAUGUAUUUCUGCGAGGACCAUGAUGUGACUUUGCAGUACCACAUUUGGACUACUAUGUUAAAAAGUGUUCGAUUUUCAGCAUGAACUACAGUGGAUCAAGCCUUGUAAUUACAUGUUUUAGUGAAAAUAUAUAAUGUCAGGCAUGAAAAGCCUUCAGACUGAGCCCAUCCCAUCUUCUGUAGCCACUGCAGCAGCAAAUGGAAACUCAACUGUUGCUUUGCGUCCAACUAGAAAGAAGACUCGAGGAAAUUCAACAAUGAGCAGACGAAGGAUUUCCUGCAAAGACCUUGGCCAGGCAGACUUCCAGGGAUGGCUGUAUAAGAAGAGAACCAGCAAGGGAUUAAUUGGCAGCAAAUGGAAAAAGUAUUGGUUUGUUCUGAAAGGGACCUGCCUUUAUUGGUAUACAAAUCAAUUAGCAGAGAAAGCUGAAGGUUUCCUUAGUUUACCAAAGUUCAAGAUCGAUCAAGGAACAGAGUGCAAAAAGAAACAUGCGAUAAAGGCAAGCCAUCCACAGUUCAAGAAGUUCUAUUUUGCUGCAGAGAAUGCUGAUGAAAUGAGCAAGUGGAUCAAUAAAAUGGGUUUAGCUGCUAUUGAGUAUGUUCUUCCAGCUUCGGAUUCAAAAAAUGGAGAAUGUUGGAGUGAGAGUGAGCAAGAAGAAAUGGAUGUUCCACCAGAUGACUCAUCCUUAUCAAAUGCAUCACAACUAGAAGAACAGCAGGUACCUUCUCUUCCAUCAUCAAUUGUGUCUACUGAAAUUUCAAGUUCUUACCCUUCACCAGAAAGUUCCAGGAGAUCAAAUGCAUCCGCAGCUUCACCGUCACUAUAUCCCGAUUGGGAACUUGCCACUGUUAAUUCCUCCAGUUGUGAUGGUAGGCUCCAGUACUUGACAUCUGCUUUGAAAUCCUGUGUGGGAUCUUCACAACAGGAAAUAUGUGAACCUGCACAAUGUGACCAAAAAGGAAUUCCCUCUGGAUCACAUGAGAACUUGACAGCAGAAGCCCCACAGUUUACUUUUACUGGAGAAAAUGCCAGGACAGCAGAACAAUUAACAGUUCUAACCACAUCUGAAAAAGAACAACAAAAUUCUGAUGAAAUGGAACAGUUGUACAAAUCCUUAGAGCAAGCCAGUCUUUCACCUAUUGGAAAACGUCGGCCUUCAUCAAGAAAGGAUUACAGGAGAUCAUUUAUAAAACGUAGCAAUAAUCCUGUUGUUAAUGAAAGAUUGCACAAAUUCAGAACUUUGAACAGUACUUUGAAGUCCAAAGAAGCAGACUUGGCCAUCAUAAACCAACUCUUCGAAAGUUCGGACAUAACCUCAGAGAACUUCAGACAGUGGAAGGAAGAUUACUCUUUGUUGAUGCAGGAUAUCUGUAAAGCAUACCAAGCUAAAACCUAUUCAGAAAAUAAAAAUAAUGCUGCAGAGGAUCAGCCAUCAUCCCAUAUAGAAACAGACAUUUAAGAGUUGAGAAUGACUUCACCAAACAUGGUACUUAAUAGUCUUAGUCAAGCUUUACAGCUUAACAAAGCACUAAGAGACAUUGGAUUUCCAAUCUGCUGAUACUUUGAGCACAGUGAAGGCCAUCAACUGAUUAAUAGUGUUUGUUGUGUUUAGAAGUAGACAUGUAAAGACCUUUUUGUCUACAGUAUAGGACUUACAAAUGAUUAUUUAACUUAUGCGCUAUGGCACUGAUAGUUGUCAGUUACUGUUUUAUUUGUAAGUAUAAAAGAUUCACAGGUGUGUGGUUGAGGACAUUCUCCAGGUAAAAAUACAAUCGUGCAAGCAUUCAUACAUUCUAUUUUUGUGAUACUCUAUUUAUUCUGCAUUCAGUAUUGGCCUUCAAGUGAUCACAGCUAUUGAAAUUUGUUUUCACACAACAUAAUAGUUGGUAUGUGUGAAAUUUCAUUGAAGGAGUUGUGAAGGUACUGAUGUUUUCUCAACUAAAGACCAAUUCAUGUGUUCGACUUGUUAGUUCUUGAAUAAAGCAAACUUUGUACUUUGUACAGAUGUGAACAAAGCCUACAUUUACGUUAUAUUUUAAUUGUACUAGUCAGAGCUAUGUCAUAAAACAGAAUAAACUGAAAAAAAAAGU
This is a messenger RNA of Stegostoma tigrinum, 2221 nucleotides long. It is a transcript of the gene ipcef1, whose product is annotated as interaction protein for cytohesin exchange factors 1. The transcript has 11 exons. Bases 265 to 1590 code for a protein of 441 amino acids. The record is from RefSeq and is a predicted model, not a curated record. Lineage: Eukaryota; Metazoa; Chordata; Chondrichthyes; Orectolobiformes; Stegostomatidae.